GAUGAUCCUGCGGGGCAGCCCGGCCAUCUUGUCUCGUCGGUGCAGGCUCGGGGCGCGCCUCCGCUCGGGGCGCGCGCACGGCCGGAAAGACCCGCGCCGCGCUUCCUGCGGCGCCGCCCUGCGCGCGCGGCGCCGGGAAAUGUAGGAUAGAGGGAUCGGAGUGUGGGGGCAGCGCCCGGCACGGACUGAGUGAAGCCAUCGGCAGCGGGGCCUGCGCUGCCAGCGCGAAACGUCUGCCCCUCCCUGACCUCUAGCUCCUAGAGUGUUCUGCAGAGAAGUUCUUUGAGUCCCAUCUUGUCCAGGACUGGUUUCCUCUCUGCUGUCAACAUGGCAAUGUCACUUAGAACUGCAUGGUCCAGCCUCUUUUGGAUGCGUUCAGUAGCAGCCUGUAAGCAGGUCCCACUGCACAAUGGAGCUCUGUCUCGUGCUUGCCAGAAAUCUACAUACUCAGUUCUCCCUGACGACUACAAUUGCAAAGUGGAACUUGCAGUGACAUCCGAUUCGAAGACAAUUGUCUGCUAUCACCCUUCGCUUGAGAUUCCAUACGAGCAUACAAAACCCAUACCACGGCCAUAUCCUGUGAAUAAUAAAGAAGAAAACCUUGAUCAAGUUUUAAAAUCCAGAUUGAAUGAAAAAGAGCUAAAGAACAGUAGAGGUCCUACAAUUGAAGAGCUCAGCAAAAUGUUUUACACAACAAAACAUCGCUGGUAUCCUGUGGGACAGUAUCAUAGAAGACGCAAGAAUCCUAAUCCUCCUAAAGACCGAUAAUGAAGAUAACUUUGCUGUUAAUUUUGAUUGGAAAUAAAAGCUACAGAAAGUGA
This is a messenger RNA of Oenanthe melanoleuca, 821 nucleotides long. RefSeq names its product mitochondrial ribosomal protein L42 (gene MRPL42). Lineage: Eukaryota; Metazoa; Chordata; Aves; Passeriformes; Muscicapidae. Gene Ontology annotation, cellular component: mitochondrial large ribosomal subunit. The record is from RefSeq and is a predicted model, not a curated record. The transcript has 6 exons. The coding region runs from base 328 to 768 and encodes 146 amino acids.